CAGGCAAAACUAAAAAGAAACUAGAAAUAGCCUAAGGCCAGCCCCAAAUGGAUAAAUAAGUACAUGGGAAAACUAAUAUAGUGAGAAUGCAAGAAUGCAAGAAGUAGACUAUAAAAAUGGAAUGAAUAUGUAGAUGAUAAUUGAGCAAAAUCUGUGGAUUCUUAAUGAAAUUUGAAAAGGCAAUACAGAGAUGUAAAUGGUUGCUGUGUUAAGGUGAGCUUUUUUCCCCCCGAAACCUUCCGUGCAUUAAAAAUUAUGACAACCUUCCUCCCCACCCUCACCUCCAAAAAGACCAGUAAGGCUUUCAUACUGGUAGUUAAUUAUUAAUACCAGGAUUUAUAAAUACAGUAGGUGGAAUGGGAGGCUUGUGUUUAUUAGUCACUGUUUAUAUUCUUGCAAACUUCCUUUUCACUAACAACUAAUACUCUGCCGUCCUUCUAAAGUGUCUUUGCAGCUUUCAAAUACUAGAACUGCUCUGGUGACGGUGGCAAGGCUGUGAACCUGGAGCUUUCCCAAAAAAGUUAGCUCUAACUAACAUUUUGUGGUACACACACAGUUACUUCGGUUCCUCUUGUAUGACGACUUGCCCUGAAGCCAAGAGAGGUGACACACACCAAAGGCAGGAAAAGGCGAGAAUGAUUUGGAGGGAACUCAAGUAAGAGCAUUAGUGAUAGUCUCUGUUUUCCUUACUCAUUUAAUUUACCCUUUUAAAGUAACUUCUUUCCCCCGUCUCAUUCAUUCAUGCUCCUUUCUCGGAAGUGAGGUAAUAUUUAGAUAAUCGAAACCCCACACAAGACUUCAACAGCAAAUACAGCCGAAAUGUAAUUAUUAUUUCAAUUAAAAAGGGAAUAAUAUUUGUAGUGCCAUGUUAACAGUAUUCUCUUUCGUUUUAACUAGUUUUGCUGCAUUUAAAAUAAGUGCUUUUCUUCAACUUUUGUGUACAGCUCUAAGUGCACAGUGGAAUUUAUUUUUUUCUGUAUAUAAGGAGAGAAAAUGACGGCUGGUUCAGUUUGUGUCCCUCAGAUCAUACCACUACGAGUGCCUCAGCCUGGAAAAGCUAACCAUGAAAUUGAUAACAAUACACUUUUGGAAAUGAAAUCAGACACUCCAGAUGUCAACAUAUAUUAUACUCUGGAUGGCAGCAAACCUGAAUUUCUAAAGAGAACUGGCUAUGGGGAAAAUAACACAUUUAAGUAUACAAAACCUAUUACUCUGCCUGAUGGAAAAAUACAAAUUAAAGCUAUUGCUGUCUCUAAAGACUGCAGACAGAGUGGCAUUGUGACAAAGGUGUUUCAGGUAGGCUAUGAACCACCGAAUGUAGUCUCUCCUGAAGACAAUGUUGAAAAUGUUCUCAAAGAUUCUUCAAGGCAGGAAUUCAAAAAUGGAUUUGUUGGAUCAAAACUAAAGAAGAAAUAUCAGAACUCUGAAAAUCAACGCAGCUGGAAUGUUAACCUCAGAAAGUUUCCAGAAAGUCCACUGGAAAUCCCAGCUCACAGUGGAGGAUCAGGUUCUAGACCACCCACCCGCCAGUCCCAGUCUCCCGGUUUUGCACACAUAAGUGGCCAGAAGUGUUUGACAAGCACGGAGAUAAUGAGAAUUCAAAGGGAGACAGACUUUCUCAAGUGUGCCCACUGCCUUGCCCCCCGCCCAUCAGAUCCCUUUGCUCGCUUCUGUCAAGAAUGUGGCUCUCCUGUCCCACCCAUAUUUGGCUGUCGUCUCCCACCCCCGGAAGGAGCUCAGAUGGGCUUAUGUGCAGAAUGCAGAAGCUUGGUGCCCAUGAACACUCCCAUCUGCGUGGUGUGUGAGGCCCCUCUUGCUCUACAGCUGCAGCCACAGGCAAGCCUCCACUUGAAGGAGAAGGUAAUUUGCCGGGCCUGUGGCACAGGAAAUCCUGCUCACCUGAGAUACUGUGUCACCUGUGAGGGGGCCCUGCCUUCAUCACAAGAGUCGACAUGCAGUGGGGAUAAAGCCCCUCCUCCGCCCACUCAGAGAGGGGGGACCAUCUCCUGCUCCAGAUGUGGUGGUUGGAAUCUCUGGGAGGCGUCCUUCUGCGGCUGGUGUGGAGCCAUGCUUGGCAUUCCUGCUGGCUGCUCUGUUUGCCCUAAAUGUGGGGCCAGCAAUCACCUGUCUGCCCGAUUCUGUGGCUCCUGUGGUAUUUGUGUGAAGUCCUUGGUGAAACUUAGCUUGGAUAGAAGCCUGGCUCUGGCUGCUCAGGAACCUCGCUCUUUUUCUGAGCCCCAAUGUGCCUGGCAGUCCCUGAAUAUUCCUUUGCCCAGAUCUGAUGCUGGGACUAAGAGGGACAUAGGCACACAGACUGUUGGCCUGUUCUACCCAUCCGGCAAGCUGCUAGCAAAAAAGGAACUGGAAAUAGCCUCUCAAAAGCAGAGGCAGGAGAACAUGAGUGACCAUAAACCGCUCCUCACAGCCAUCAGCCCAGGAAGAGGGUACUGGAGAAGACAGCUGGAUCACAUCUCUGCUCACCUCAGGUGUUAUGCUCAGAACAACCCUGAAUUCCGGGCCUUGAUUGCAGAACCCAGGAUGGGAAAGCUUAUCUCUGCUACUGUCCACGAAGAUGGUUGUGAAGUUAGCAUCAGACUGAAUUACAGUCAAGUCUCAAACAAGAACCUCUACCUGAACGAGGCGGUGAAUUUCAGCGACCACGUUCUGAGCAGUGCUGCCGAGGGUGAUGGGGGGCCGUGUGCUGCCGAGGGUGAUGGGGGGCCGUGCGGCACCAGGUCCAGCUGGGUGAGUGACUACAGCCAGAGUACCUCAGAUACUAUUGAAAAAAUCAAAAGGAUAAGGAAUUUCAAGACCAAAACUUUUCAAGAAAAGAAGGAGCAGCUUUUACCCGAAAACAGACUCCUGCUGAAGGAAGUCGGACCCACAGGGGAAGGAAGAGUCUCUGUGAUUGAACAGCUGCUGGAUGAGGGAGCAGACCCCAACUGCUGUGAUGAAGACAAUCGACCCGUCAUAACUGUGGCUGUUAUGAAUAAGCACCAUGAAGCGAUUCCGGUUCUCGUGCAGAGAGGAGCAGACAUCGACCAGCAGUGGGGGCCGCUCAGAAAUACAGCUCUUCACGAAGCUACUCUGCUUGGCCUUGCAGGAAGAGAGAGCAUCGCCACUUUACUGGGGUGCAAUGCAAGCAUCCGAAAGAAGAAUGCAGGAGGCCAGACAGCGUACGACCUGGCUCUGAACACUGGAGAUGACCUCAUCACCUCACUCUUUGCUGCCAAGUUUGGCCAAGGGCUCGAGGACCAACUCGCCCAAACUAGGAGCCUCAGCCUGGAUGACUGUUAGACCUGAGGCCUCCCCGGGACUUCAUUUAAGAAUAUGUGCAGUGGCUGGCAUGGUGGCU
This is a messenger RNA of Piliocolobus tephrosceles (Ugandan red Colobus), 3355 nucleotides long. It is a transcript of the gene DZANK1, whose product is annotated as double zinc ribbon and ankyrin repeat domains 1. The coding region runs from base 994 to 3297 and encodes 767 amino acids. NCBI's taxonomy places the organism in Eukaryota, Metazoa, Chordata, Mammalia, Primates, Cercopithecidae. The transcript has 20 exons. The record is from RefSeq and is a predicted model, not a curated record. Gene Ontology annotation, biological process: eye photoreceptor cell development. Gene Ontology annotation, molecular function: protein binding.